This is a messenger RNA of Phoenix dactylifera (date palm), 1252 nucleotides long. RefSeq names its product NAD(P)-binding Rossmann-fold superfamily protein. NCBI's taxonomy places the organism in Eukaryota, Viridiplantae, Streptophyta, Magnoliopsida, Arecales, Arecaceae. The record is from RefSeq and is a predicted model, not a curated record.
GCCGUCACGAUCCCGAGUACGAAACUGAACGUGAUUUCAGGAUUAAAAUUCUCCGAGGGGAGAAAAAGGUGCCACUUUUGCAUGCAGAGUGCUGUCUUCUUCUUCGUCCUCUAUUGUUUCUUCUUUCCAAUUUACUUACGAUUUCGGUUUGUUAGAUCGGAGCAAUGGAGGGUUCUGGUAAGAGAAUUCUGAUGACCUCCAAUGGAGAUGAGAUCUCAAAGGGCAUCGCGUUCCAUCUGGCCAAGUGUGGUUGCAGGUUAGUUUUGAUGGGUGAUGAAGAUGUCCUUCAGAGCAUGGUGGGGGAGAUUACAAGUUCCUUGAAGGGGAUUGAUCCAUUUGAAGUGGUUGGAUUAAAUAUGGAGGAAGAGAACGAAGUGGUUUUUGAUGUCGCUGUGGGUAAAGCUUGGAAAUCCUUAGGGGAGAUCGAUGCUUUCAUUAAUUGUUACACCUUUGAAGGGAAGAUUCAAGAGCCUCUACUUGUGUCUGAAGCUGAAUAUAAAAAGAUAAUAAAAGUUAAUGUUAUGGCCCCAUGGUUCCUGCUCAAGGCCAUUGCUAAAAGAAUGAAGGAUUCUGAGUUAGGAGGGUCCAUAAUAUUUCUGACUUCAAUUAUGGGUGCAGAAAGAGGGUUGUAUCCUGGUGCUGCUGCCCUUGGUUCGAGCAUGGCUGCUGUACAACAGUUAAUUCGGGCAUCAGCAAUGGAGCUUGGCAAGUAUAAGAUAAGAGUUAAUGGCGUUGCCCGUGGCUUGCACUUGGGUGACAAGUAUCCUGUGUCAGAAGGCAUAGAGAAGGCCAAGAAGUUGACCACAAUGGUGAUGCCGCUGCGGAGAUGGCUUGACCCCAAAAACGAUCUAGUUUCGACUAUGAUCUAUUUGAUCAGUGAUGAUUCUCGCUACAUGACUGGCACCACCGUCUUUGUUGAUGGUGCCCAGUCCAUUGUGAGGCCUCGAAUGCGAUCUUAUAUUUAGUAGAAACCCAGCGAAGUGAUAUCUUCGUUUGCUCUAAAUCUAGCACACCAUAUCCAAUGAUGAAUAAUAUUGCAAGAAGUAUAGAAACAAUGAGUUUUCAUACUACGUGGAUCCCAUAUAUUGUGAUCAGCCUGAGAUAUGGUCUAUGGUUAAAUCUGUGCAAAAGAUGGCUUUUUACAUGCCUAUUGUGCCAUUUCAAGCUCCCGGUGUGAUAGGGACUGUUACAUGUAUUAUUUGGACAUGGUUUGUCGAAAUAAAAAUUUUGAGAAAAUAGUUUUAUGGUUUUA